This is a messenger RNA of Chrysemys picta bellii (western painted turtle), 3315 nucleotides long. NCBI's taxonomy places the organism in Eukaryota, Metazoa, Chordata, Testudines, Emydidae. The record is from RefSeq and is a predicted model, not a curated record.
UCCCUCUUGAAGUGGGUCCCUCACCCCCACUCCCAACCUGGAGCCGUAGCUUGGGAAGCAGUUACCGGUGUUGGGAUAAGCAACAGCUGCUGGGCUUCUUUUGCUGUCUCAGGAACUCUGACAGCACCAGAGAGCGGGGACGGAGUCUAAUUUUAAACUCAUGCCUGGUGCAUUUGUGUAUGUGUGAGUGCGAUUUCCAGCCCCCCCCUCACCCUCCGCCUCCCGCUCUGCACCGAGGAGACUGGCUCGGCAGAAGAGAACCAGAAGGGGCUUCGGGCUGGGGACGGGGGUCUCAGCCGUGGGAGGAGAGGACGGGGGGAGAAGAACUGGCGGAGGCAGCUAGGGAAGGAAGAUCAUGGAGCCUGCUUCUGCCCAGGAUGAUCAGAAGAAAAAGCAACAGAGAGAAAAGUCAAAGAAACCGGUGCCACCAGCAGCCCCGCGGCCAGCCAGGGCUCUGUUCUGCUUAACCCUUCAGCACCCGCUGCGGAAAGCCUGCAUCGGCAUUGUGGAAUGGAAACCCUUCGAGAUCAUUAUCCUGAUGACCAUCUUUGCCAACUGCGUGGCGUUGGCCGUCUACCUGCCCAUGCCAAACGAUGAUACCAAUGCUUCCAACUCCAGCCUGGAGAAGAUAGAGUACGUCUUCCUGAUCAUCUUUACCAUUGAAGCCACACUCAAGAUCAUUGCCUAUGGGUUUCUACUUCACACGGAUGCCUACCUCCGAAACGGCUGGAACGUGCUGGACUUCGCCAUUGUCUCUUUGGGAGCCAGGUGGAUUUGGUUCUCCCCCUGGAUCUUCAUCUGCCUCUGUCCUGCUCAGGUGAACGACGCCAUCGGGAACGAGUGGCCCUGGAUCUAUUUCGUCAGCCUCAUUCUGCUGGGCUCUUUCUUCGUUCUCAACCUGGUGCUGGGCGUGCUCAGCGGGUCCCGCAUACUCUAUUAUGAUUUUCUGAAGGCUUUCCAGGGAGAAGGGAUGCUGCCAUCAGAGGAAGGGGGUUCAGAGACCGAGAGCCUGUAUGAAAUUGAGGGCAUGAACAAAUGGAUUCUCUUCUUCCAGCAGUGGAGGCGAUGGAACCGCCUGUUCCGCAGGAAGUGCCGCGAGGUGGUGAAGUCCAAGUUUUUCUAUUGGCUGGUGAUCCUGCUCAUCUCUCUGAAUACCCUGUCAAUCGCCUCCGAGCAUCACUGGCAGCCCGAGUGGCUGACCCGUGUGCAAGACAGUGCCAACCGGGUGCUGCUGGCUCUCUUUGCGGCCGAGAUGCUGCUGAAGAUGUACGCGCUGGGCCUGCGCCAGUACUUCAUGUCCCUCUUCAACCGCUUCGACUGCUUCGUGGUGUGCGUCGGCAUCCUGGAGAUUAUCCUGGUGGAAAUCAAUGUCAUGUCACCCCUGGGCAUCUCCGUCCUGCGGUGCAUUCGCCUGCUGAGGAUCUUCAAGAUAACCAGGUACUGGACCUCUCUGAGCAACCUGGUGGCAUCCCUGCUAAACUCGGUCCGCUCCAUCGCCUCCCUGCUCCUCCUCCUCUUCCUCUUCAUCAUCAUCUUCUCCCUGCUGGGGAUGCAGCUCUUCGGCGGGAAGUUUGACUUUGAAGACAUGGAGGUGCGGCGCAGCACCUUCGAUAACUUCCCCCAGGCGCUCAUCAGUGUCUUCCAGAUCCUGACCGGAGAAGAUUGGAAUUCAAUCAUGUACAAUGGGAUCAUGGCUUAUAAAGGGCCCUCCUUCCCCGGCGUGCUGGUAUGCAUUUACUUCAUCAUCCUCUUUGUCUGCGGGAACUGUAUUCUGCUCAAUGUCUUUCUGGCCAUCGCUGUGGACAAUCUGGCCGAGGCCGAGAGCCUGACGUCGGCCCAGAAAGCCAAAGCCGAGGAGAAGAAGCGAAGGAAAAUGUCCAGUUCCCUUCAGAUGACCGCAUACGGUGCAUUCCUUCACAAGGGGUCCUUCUGCCGGAACUACUUCAACAUCCUGGAUCUGCUGGUGGUUGCUGUCUCCCUCAUCUCCAUGGGAAUUGAGCAGGUCUGCGCUUGCGCUGUUGUGCGAAUGGAUGAGGUUGACGUGACUCUUUGGCUAGAAGUGCUACGGGUUGCUGCAGCAGUGGGGAAGUUUAGCAGCUGUACGGAUCCGGCCAAGAUGACAGAAAAGGAAUGCAGAGGCAACUUCAUCGUGUACAUGGACAGCGGCCCCAAGCAGCAAGAGCUGUACCCGCGCGAGUGGAUGCACAACGACUUCCACUUCGACAACGUCCUCUCAGCCAUGAUGUCGCUCUUUACCGUCUCCACCUUCGAGGGCUGGCCCCAGGCUGCCAGGCCUCUGGUUGGUGCAGAGCUGCGCCAGUGUGUCCAGUACGCGCUGAAAGCCCGCCCUCUGAGACGCUACAUCCCCAAGAACCCCUAUCAGUACCAGAUCUGGUAUGUGGUGACCUCCUACUACUUCGAGUACCUCAUGUUCUUCCUGAUCAUGCUGAACACCAUCUGCCUGGGCAUGCAGCACUACAACCAGUCAGCUGAGAUGAACCACCUCUCGGACAACUUGAAUGUGGCCUUCACCAUCCUCUUCACCCUGGAGAUGUUCCUCAAGCUCAUGGCCUUCAAAGCCAAGGGCUAUUUCAGCGACCCCUGGAACGUCUUUGAUUUCCUCAUCGUCAUCGGUAGCAUCAUCGACGUCAUCCUGAGCGAGAUCGAUACGUUUCUUGCUUCCAGUGGCGGACUGUACUGCCUAAGCGGAGGCUGUAAUGGCAUUGAUUCUGCAGACAAUACCCGCGUCUCCAUCACCUUCUUCCGACUUUUCCGGGUGAUGCGGUUGGUGAAGCUGUUGAGCCGGGGGGAAGGAGUCAGGACCCUGCUCUGGACCUUCAUCAAGUCCUUCCAGGUGUGUAUGGACCAAUUCCCAGUGUGGCUGGGCAACUGGGCUGUGAUCGGGAUGCAGAUGUUUGGGAAAAUCGCCCUGGUGGAUGGAACCCAAAUCAACCGGAACAACAACUUCCAGACCUUCCCACAAGCCAUCCUGCUGCUCUUCAGGUGUGCGACAGGCGAGGCCUGGCAGGAGAUCCUGCUGGCCUGCAGCUACGGGAAAAAGUGUGACCCCGAGUCUGACUGGACCCCAGGGGAGGAGUACACCUGUGGCACAGGCUUUGCCUACUUCUACUUCAUCAGCUUCUACAUGCUCUGCGCCUUCCUGAUUAUCAACCUCUUUGUCGCCGUCAUCAUGGACAACUUUGACUACCUCACGCGGGAUUGGUCCAUCCUGGGUCCUCACCAUCUGGACGAAUUCAAAAGAAUCUGGGCAGAAUACGACCCGGAAGCCAAGUGAGUGAGCACUGCUCUGUGGCU